AUGCCGCAGCUCCAUGCAGUGCAAGGGCGGCCUAUGGGACUGGGCAUCGGGCAUGGCAUCGGGUGCGGCGUCGGGUCUCGCGCCCGGUGUGAUGUCGAGGACCGGUCCGGGCAAGUCGUCGGGGCCUCUGUCGGGAGGGCCGACGGGGCGGGGGAGCGGCGCGGCGUCUGGGACGUCGUCGUUAACGGAGUCGGCUGCUGCGUCGGGGUGGGAGCGUCGGCCCGGGGACGGGGCGCAAACGGCUUCGGGAGCGGCUUCGGGCGCGCCGUCGAGCGCGGCGUCCGGCCCCGCAGCGGCAGGAACGCCGAGCACGGGUGCGGGCAGAACGUCCAGGACGGGUCCGGGCAGGUCGCCGGGGCGUCCGUCGGGAGGGCGGUCGGGGAGCGGCGCGGCGUCGGGGGCGUCGCGGGGCCGUCUGUGGGAGAGCGGCGUGGCGUCGGGGACGCGUCGACGGCUUGGGUUGCGGCGUCGACGCACGGCAACGGGGACGGGUCGAACAGGGCAAGACAGGGCGAGGCGGUGCCCCACGCCGCAUCGCCGGUGCGCCAGGAACAGCCGCUGGAGAGCGUCGCGCUGGUCGGCCACAAGCUUCUUAGCCACAACCCGCCUCCAGAGCUCCCCGAUCCGGCGGACAGGCCUCUGUCGGCGCCCGGGGCGGGCGCCGCGCUCGUCGCCCAGGGGGCGGCAGUCCUGCGCCCGGAGCCGCUCAGCGCCGGCGCAGUGCCCGUGGUCAGCGAGUGUGACGAGCAGCGGCUGCGGGACUUGCAGAACCGCGCGGCGUGCAGCGAAGACAGCGACGGCUGCCACACGUGCCGGGAGCGGGUGGACUGGAUCGUGAAGAACAAUCGGAGGACGCUGGAGGUGGCGUACAGCAUCGUCGCCGCAGAGUUCCCCGAGGACUGCAGCGAGCUGAUGAAGUGCAAGAAGGACCUUCUGGAGCAGGCGGCGGCUCCGAAGCCGCAGCAGGCCUGGGCCGCGCGCGGCGGCGGCGCCGGGCCGCCUGCCUUCGGCGCGGUGCUCCUGAAGGCGGCGGCGGCCGCCGCAGCGGCCGCGCUGGCCGCGGCCGCGCUGGUGGCGCGCAGGGCCGGGCGGCGGGGCUGCGCUCCCACGGAGGCCGACGAGGAGGCCUUGGCCGCCGUUCCGCUUCGGGGCGGCACGGCGGAGUGA
Prorocentrum cordatum is the source of this 1167-nucleotide messenger RNA. The record is from the annotation of a GenBank genome assembly. Lineage: Eukaryota; Dinophyceae; Prorocentrales; Prorocentraceae.